GAUGAUUAUCAUGAGACUCAAUAUGUGGCGCUACCACAAGAUCAAGGAGCUCCUUGGCCGCAUGGACAAGCGUUGCAUCAACAUCACGGAGCGCCUGGAGGUGCACCGCUGGGUGGCACGAUGCAACAUUGUCUAUCCCAUCUACCAGUUUAUGUACACCGCCUAUACGCUAUCGACUUUUUUCACGGCAAUCUUUUCGGGAGUGCUGCCAUUUCACCUCUACAAUCCAUUCAUUGAUUGGCGCGAGAGCACAAUGAAUCUUUGGAUAGCUUCAGUGCUGGAAUUAAUACCCAUGAACGGCAUAGUUAGUCAAACAUAUAUGAUGGAUGUGUUUCCCCUUCUGUACGGUCUGAUUCUACGGUGCCACGUAAAGCUCCUCAGGCAGAGAAUCGAGAACCUUUGCUCGGACCCUCGUAAGAGUGAUGAUGAAAACAAUGAGGAUCUUAUGUUUUGUAUCAAGGAUCACAAACUUAUUCUUGAAUACGUCUCUGUAAUGCGUCCUGUGAUCGAAACUAUCAUCUUUGUGCAAUUCCUGCUUAUCGGUCUGCUCCUGGGGAUAACCAUGCUCAAUCUUUUCUUCUUUGCCGACUUCUGGGCAAAGUUGGCUAUAGCGGCGUAUAUAAAUGGCCUGAUUAUUCAGACAUUUCCCUUCUGCUUCACAUGUGACCUCUUGAAGGAUGACUGUGAGUCCUUGGCCUUCGCCAUAUUUCACUCCCACUGGAAGAGCUCAAGUCGUAGAUAUAAAUCUUCGUUGAUUUACUUCCUGCACAAUGCCCAGAUGCCGAUCUCUUUCACCGCCGGAUCUAUAUUCCCCAUAGGCUUGAACACCAACAUCACCGUUGCCAAGCUGGCCUUUUCGGUGGUUACAUUUGUGCAGCAGCUGAAUAUAGCUGACAAACUAAGGAAGGAAUAGGGUUACAAAAACGAAAUACGAAUAUUUAUCAAAUAUAUCAAAUAUCAAUAC
This is a messenger RNA of Drosophila pseudoobscura, 964 nucleotides long. RefSeq names its product odorant receptor 98a-like. Gene Ontology annotation, cellular component: plasma membrane. NCBI's taxonomy places the organism in Eukaryota, Metazoa, Arthropoda, Insecta, Diptera, Drosophilidae. The transcript has 3 exons. Gene Ontology annotation, biological process: detection of chemical stimulus involved in sensory perception of smell; sensory perception of smell. The record is from RefSeq and is a predicted model, not a curated record. Bases 2 to 913 code for a protein of 303 amino acids. Gene Ontology annotation, molecular function: olfactory receptor activity; odorant binding.